AUGUUUGGCAUCUUGAACCCUAACAAGAGCCAGAAAAUCAAGGGAACUGUGGUGUUGAUGCCCAAAAAUGUUUUGGACUUCAACGCCAUCACUUCCAUCCCUAAAGGCAGUGUUCUCGACGCCCCCGGAAAAAUCAUCGGCGGUUUCACCGGCAUUGUCGGCGAAGUUGUUGACACUGCCACUGCCUUCUUAGGCCGGAAUGUCUCCAUGCAGUUGAUCAGUGCCACUAAAACUGAUGCUGGUGGAAAGGGACAAGUUGGAAAGGAAACGUUUUUGAGCAGUCAUCUACCUCGCUUACCAACAUUGGGAGCAAGACAAGAUGCAUUCAGUAUAUUUUUUGAAUAUGAUGCAAAUUUUGGAAUCCCUGGAGCAUUUUACAUAAGAAACUACACGUCUGCUGAGUUCUUCCUUGUCAGUGUGACUCUUGAAGAUAUUCCUAAUCGUGGAUCUGUUCAGUUUGUUUGUAACUCAUGGAUUUACAAUUUCAAAAGCUACAAUAAGGACAGGAUCUUCUUCACCAAUGAUACAUAUCUUCCAAGUCAAACACCAUCUGCAUUGACUCACUUUAGAAAAGAAGAGUUGCUGAAUCUAAGAGGAAAUGGAACCGGUGAACGCAAGGUGUAUGAUAGGAUAUAUGAUUAUGAUGUUUAUAAUGAUCUUGGAAAUCCAGAUUCCAGCGACAAACUUGUUCGUCCGAUCCUUGGAGGGUCUAGCACCUAUCCUUACCCUCGCAGGGUUAGGAGCGGUAGAAAAUCAACCAGAAGAGAUCUUAAGAGUGAAAGUCCGGGUGAGAUUUAUGUUCCGAGAGAUGAAAAUUUUGGUCACUUGAAGUCAUCGGACUUUCUUAUCUUCGAUGAUGUUCGUGGACUUUAUGAAGGCGGGAUUAAGCUUCCUACUGAUAUACUUAGCCAAAUUGCCCCUUUACCGGCUCUUAAGGAAAUCUUGCGCACAGAUGGCGAACAAGCACUCAAGUUUCCACCACCUCAUGUAAUCAAAGUUAGCAAAUCUGCAUGGAUGACUGAUGAAGAAUUUGGAAGAGAGAUGGUUGCUGGUGUAAAUCCUUGUGUGAUCCGUCUUCUUCAAGAGUUCCCGCUGAAAAGUACUCUAGAUACCGCUGUAUAUGGUGAUCAGUCUAGUACAAUAACAAAAGAACAGUUAGAGACAAACCUCGGCGAGCUCACAGUAGAACAAGCCCUUAACGGGAAGAGAUUAUUUGUCUUAGAUUACCAUGACGCGUUCAUGCCGUAUCUGGAGAAGAUAAACAUAAGCGCAAAGGCAUAUGCCACAAGGACAAUCUUGUUCUUGCAAGAUGAUGGAACAUUGAAGCCAAUAGCCAUUGAAUUGAGUCUGCCUCACUCAAAUGGGGUUCAAUAUGGUGCUGAAAGCAAAGUAAUUUUGCCUGCAGAAGACGGCAGUGUUGAAAGUACAAUUUGGCUAUUGGCCAAGGCUCAUGUGAUUGUAAAUGAUUCAUGCUAUCAUCAACUCAUGAGCCAUUGGUUGAAUACUCAUGCGGUGAUUGAACCAUUCAUCAUAGCAACAAACAGGCAUCUAAGUGUGCUUCACCCGAUUAAUAAGCUCUUAUAUCCUCACUUCCGUGACACGAUCAAUAUCAAUGGACUUGCUCGACAAUCUCUAAUCAACGCCGAUGGCAUUAUAGAGCAAACAUUUCUCCCCGGACCAUACUCCGUUGAGAUUUCUUCAAUCGUUUACAAGAAUUGGGUUUUCACUGAUCAAGCAUUACCAGCCGAUCUUAUUAAGAGAGGAUUAGCUGUUGAGGAUCCAUCUUCUCCCCAUGGACUUCGUCUUGCGAUAGAAGACUACCCUUAUGCUGUUGAUGGGCUAGAAAUAUGGGAUGCUAUCAAGGCAUGGGUCCAAGAUUACGUCUCUUUAUAUUAUCCAACGGAUGAAGCAGUGCAAAAGGACGCUGAAAUACAACCUUGGUGGAAGGAAGCUGUAGAGAAGGGUCACGGUGACUUGAAGGACAAGCCAUGGUGGCCUAAGAUGCAAACUAUUGAAGACUUGGUUCUAUCUUGCUCCAUUAUCAUAUGGACUGCUUCUGCUCUUCACGCAGCUGUUAACUUUGGACAAUAUCCUUAUGGAGGAUAUAUCCUGAACCGUCCAACUCAUAGUAGAAGACUCAUCCCAGAGAAAGGAACUCCAGAAUACGACGAGAUGGUGAAAAGUCCUCAAAAGGCUUAUCUGAAAACAAUUACAUCAAAAUACCAGACUGUUAUUGAUCUUUCCGUGAUUGAAAUAUUGUCAAGACAUGCUUCUGAUGAGGUGUACCUCGGCGAGAGGGAUAGCAAGUAUUGGACAUCUGAUUCAAGGGCGGUUCAAGCCUUCACAAAGUUUGGAACCAAACUAGCUGAAAUUGAAGAGAAAAUUCAUAGCAGGAACAAAGAUUCUAGCUUGAAAAACCGCUACGGACCAGUGCAAUUGCCCUACAGUUUGCUCGUUCGAACAAGUGAAGAAGGUUUAACCUUCAAAGGAAUUCCCAAUAGUAUCUCUAUUUGA
Messenger RNA from Vicia faba (fava bean), 2514 nucleotides. NCBI's taxonomy places the organism in Eukaryota, Viridiplantae, Streptophyta, Magnoliopsida, Fabales, Fabaceae. The record is from the annotation of a GenBank genome assembly.